AUGACGCCAUUCUAUCUACGCGACAAAGCUCGGGUUCUCAUGCUUUCAACUCAAGUCCAUUUGGAUCUGCGUUUCACUUCCGAAUUCCCAAAAUCAUCUUGCCUGUCGUGGUCCUCCUGGACCUGUAUCAGGCCGCUUGUCGUCGGGUUCGUGUCCAAAGGCCAUAUGCUCAGCCCCUGUUUUUCUGCUCUUGUCUCUUCUUUCAUCCUCUUCAUCUUCAGGGCUGUUUCCGGAGCCGCUUUUGCCUCCCGUCGUGGGCCUGUGUUACUUCUGCCGCUCAUCCUUCAACCUCACAAGAUCAUCGCCACGCCCCCCCAAGAAAAAAUGGCUAGCCAACAAUCCACCGAUGGCCCUGACGCCUCCCCCUCUCAAAGCUCCUCAACUGGGUCAGGAGGUGUCCCCAACAAAGAAGCUAUGGACAGGUUCAUCAAGUUCAUGAUAAACGCGGCCGAAAACCCACCUAAGACUUCUGAGUUGUUUAAGAUACCGGAGGGUAUUUCGCCCGAGUGGCAAGCGUUCUUCGAGAAGAUCGCAGCGCACUACGAGAGGCAAUGUAAGGAUAACAGACACGCCCUCAUUUCACUCGAGAAGAGGAGUUGGAUUCUCGAGGAUGAGAAACUCUCGGAGUUCGAGAUGCUGACGUCCGCAACCGCAAUGAAAGAGACGCGCUAUUUCCACCUUUCCGACCCCGACGCCAUGAACAAUAUGGCCGCUUGUGCCCUGAAAUUGAAUCAAUACCAAAUUACAGUGGAUUUCGCGACCAGAGCAUUGGAUAUGGACUUGUUCACUUCGCCGUCCACUAUCGCAAAAGCCCAUUUCAGACGUGCCACAGCACAUCUGCACCUCGGUAAAUUUGCUGACGUUUUGCAGAAUGUGACCAAAGCGGUUUCGUUGAACCCUGGUGAUGCCUCCAUCACUGCACUCCAGGAGUACAUCUCUAACACCAUGAAGGCCGUGUGUCCAGAAAAUCUGCAUGCAUAUUUGGAGAUGCAGCCUCAGCCCUCCAAGAAAAUGAGCUUCAUGGAGGGAAUGAAUUGGGAACAAACAAAUGUCCAGUACGUGAGGAUCCCGAAGUAA
Molecule: messenger RNA, 1077 nt
Organism: Cyclocybe aegerita
Lineage: Eukaryota; Fungi; Basidiomycota; Agaricomycetes; Agaricales; Hemipholiotaceae
Source: the annotation of a GenBank genome assembly